AUUGGCGUGCAGUGGAAAGGGGACGGGAAAGGAUUGCGCACUCGCGCAUCGGCGCGUCAUCUGACUGCAUCAAUUCAAUUCUUAUCAUUGUUUAUGUUUUGCGUUGCACGCGGUUUUGUUGUAGUUUUGCAAGCUUGCAGUAUUUUUCUCUAAUUUCAGCCAUCAGCUAUCUAUUUAAAAUUUUCAGUUUAGUUUCAUUUUGUUUUAUGCGCGAGUGAUUGAGUAUCUAUUAUUGAGGUAGAAUUAAGAAUAUUAGAAGAUGGAUUACGAUUUCGGCAUUUGUAUGGACCUGGAAUUAGAGUCAACAGUAUCUUCUGAUAGCAGUUCUAGCUCUUUUUCAUCUUCGAACUCCAGCGUUUUUUACAAUGAUCUCGAUUGCUAUGUUAUUGUGGAGGAGUCGAGUCCAACAGCUAUCAGAAAGUUGAAUCUUUUCACUACAUACUCAAAUCCAAAUUGGUUCGUUAAAGCGCUAGUUAUAAAUAAAUCGAAUGUACGCUCGUACCAUAAUCACCGGCAAGGUAAAUAUUUUACCCUCGAGCUCAGCGAUGGUUCCGCCACUAUAAGGGCGGUAGCUUUUAACGGAGCUUGCGACAAGUUUUGCAAUGUCAUAGAGGUGAAUAAAACGUACUUGAUCAGCGGCUGCCAAAUACAGCAGGCUAAUAGGAUGUAUAACCAACUUCCUCAUAAAUACGAAUUAGUCCUACAAAGAUCUUCGCAAAUCGAACCUUAUCUUGAAAAUACUAGCGCCCAAGGUGAAAAAGGAACUGAAUUACCUUUAAUCAAGACUUGGACAUUGAUUGAUCUCGCCCGCGAACAGCUCAAGAAAAUUACAAAAAAAUUGUACCACGUUGAAGCAACUGUCCUUGACAUAGACAUACCCAUUGAUAAAGUCGUUUAUGAAGGAUGUCCGCGAUCAGAAUGUAAGAAAAAAGUUGUACGUCGUGAUAAUCUGGGAUUUUAUUGUGUAAAAUGCGAUGAAACGUAUCCAAAUUUUGAGUAUAGAUACAUGCUAAAGGUUUAUAUAGCAGAUUGGACUGGAAAGUUGAAGUUAACGUUAUUCGAGGUGGCGGAUGAGUUUUUGGGUAUAAGUGCUCCUGCCAUUGUGGAAUUGUGCCACACCAAUUAUGCCAAUUAUGAAAUUUUUUUGAAGAAACGACUUUAUGAUAGGCUUACCUUUGUAGUGGCAGCUGAAAUGAAGGAGUAUAAUGAUCAAGAUCAUGUUGAUGGUGUCUGUUGCAACUACUACCCGAUCGAUUAUCGGAAUUCGACCCGAGGACUAUUGCGAACUCAUGCGAAGACUGAAUGAAUCAAUGACUAACCUUUAUUUCUUUUAUCGUUAUGUAUGCAUUUAAAAUUUACUCAAGUUAUUUGUGAUAUACUUCCUUCUUUACCUAUCAUUAUUAAUAUUGUUCGUUGACUACUUUUUUUCUCUUAACGUCAACUUGUUUUUAAUUUUGUUGAUUUUAUUAUGAUUACUUUGUAAAAUUAAUAUCUAGUAGAUUAUUUUGUCGAUGGAAAUUUACGCGUUCAAUGGCAAAAAAUUGUCAGUGUUGAACAGGUAGCCUUGUUUGUGAUUAUUCAUUAUUUUGAAUUUCGAUCCAAAGCUUUUGCUCGUUCUUUGUUUUCGUUUACGUUUCAUUUAUAUGUUAUUCCUUUUUCAUUCGUUGAUUUUUAUACUGCAUAAUAAGAGUAAUCGUUAAGUUUGUGAUUAAGAAUUUCUAUUUGUUUAUUGAGUGAAAUUACUAUAACACGUUGAAGAUCGAA
Molecule: messenger RNA, 1764 nt
Organism: Planococcus citri (citrus mealybug)
Lineage: Eukaryota; Metazoa; Arthropoda; Insecta; Hemiptera; Pseudococcidae
Product: replication protein A 70 kDa DNA-binding subunit-like
Exons: 8
Coding region: 260-1306 (348 amino acids)
Biological process (GO): nucleotide-excision repair; meiotic cell cycle; telomere maintenance via telomerase
Cellular component (GO): DNA replication factor A complex; nucleus
Molecular function (GO): damaged DNA binding; single-stranded telomeric DNA binding
Source: RefSeq, a predicted model, not a curated record